Molecule: messenger RNA, 6206 nt
Organism: Meriones unguiculatus (Mongolian gerbil)
Lineage: Eukaryota; Metazoa; Chordata; Mammalia; Rodentia; Muridae
Gene: Ube4a
Product: ubiquitination factor E4A
Exons: 21
Coding region: 281-3481 (1066 amino acids)
Biological process (GO): protein polyubiquitination
Cellular component (GO): ubiquitin ligase complex; cytoplasm; nucleus
Molecular function (GO): ubiquitin-ubiquitin ligase activity
Source: RefSeq, a predicted model, not a curated record
AACGCCCUACUUCCGGCGCGUGGUAGAGACCCGCAGGCGCGGCGCUCGCCGAUGACGUCAUCUCCGGGUGCCUUGCUGAGUCGGAAGUGGGAAGCUUUUGGUCGCUGUGGCUGUGAGGUGUCGUCGUUGCUGCCCUUUCAGGCUCUGGUACUUUUAUUUUCAUGUGUAAGCUCAAUGACUAAGUCUAAACUGGAAUCUCCACAGAGGUUCUCAUCAGGUGAUCGGCCCUUCUUUUUCCUCCCCUACCCCUAGAGCUGGAUGGAGAAUACCUUAAAGUGAAAUGACAGACCAGGAGAAUAACAACAACAUCUCAAGUAACCCCUUUGCUGCUCUUUUUGGCUCCCUGGCUGAUGCCAAGCAGUUUGCAGCAAUCCAAAAAGAGCAGCUGAAACAGCAAUCCGAUGAGCUCCCAGCAAGCCCAGAUGACUCGGAUAAUAGUGUGUCAGAGAGCCUGGAUGAAUUUGACUACUCAGUGUCUGAGAUCAGCCGCUCCUUCCGGUCACAGCAAGAAAUAUGUGAGCAACUCAACAUCAAUCACAUGAUCCAAAGGAUCUUCCUCAUUACUCUGGACAACAGUGAUCCAAGCUUGAAAAGCGGAAAUGGCAUCCCCAGUCGUUGUGUGUAUUUGGAAGAAAUGGCAGUAGAGCUGGAAGAUCAAGACUGGCUUGAUAUGAGCAAUGUUGAGCAGGCCAUCUUUGCUCGGUUAUUGCUUCAAGAUCCAGGAAACCACUUGAUCAGCAUGACUUCCUCUACAACAUUAAAUCUCUCUGCUGAUCGAGAUGCAGGAGAGAGGCACAUCUUCUGUUACCUUUACUCCUGCUUCCAAAGAGCCAAGGAAGAGAUUACCAAAGUUCCAGAAAACCUGCUCCCCUUCGCAGUGCAGUGCAGGAACCUCACUGUGUCCAACACUCGGACAGUUCUCCUCACCCCAGAGAUCUAUGUUGACCAAAACAUCCACGAGCAACUGGUAGAUCUGAUGUUGGAGGCCAUUCAGGGAGCCCAUUUUGAAGAUGUAACUGAGUUUUUAGAAGAGGUCAUUGAAGCCUUGCUGUUGGAUGAGGAAGUUCGAACAUUUCCUGAAGUCAUGAUUCCAGUGUUUGAUAUUUUACUAGGGCGAAUAAAAGAUCUGGAGCUCUGCCAGAUCCUACUGUAUGCAUAUCUGGAUAUUCUUCUCUAUUUCACUAGGCAAAAAGAUAUGGCCAAGGUUUUUUUAGAAUACAUUCAGCCCAAGGACCCUAGCAAUGGGCAGAUGUAUCAGAAGACCUUGUUGGGAGUCAUUCUGAAUAUCUCGUGCUUGUUAAAGACUCCGGGUGUGGUAGAAAAUCAUGGCUACUUCCUGAAUCCAUCUCGUUCCAGUCCUCAAGAGAUCAAAGUACAGGAGGCCAACAUCCAUCAGUUCAUGGCUCAGUUCCAUGAAAAGAUCUACCAGAUGCUGAAGAACCUGCUCCAGCUCUCUCCAGAAACCAAGCACUGUAUCUUGUUCUGGCUGGGAAACUGUUUGCAUGCAAAUGCAGGCCGCACCAAGAUCUGGGCCAAUCAGAUGCCCGAAAUCUUCUUCCAAAUGUAUGCCUCGGAUGCCUUCUUUCUGAAUCUGGGUGCUGCUCUCCUGAAGCUGUGCCAACCAUUCUGCAAACCCAGGUCCUCUCGGCUCCUCACCUUUAAUCCCACAUACUGUGUCCUGAAGGAGUUGAACGAUGAAGAACGAAAAAUUAAAAAUGUACAUAUGAGAGGUUUGGACAAGGAGACCUGUUUGAUCCCAGCUGCACAGGAGCCAAUGUUCCCCCAGAGCUACAACCUUGUGACAGAGAACCUGGCCCUGACAGAGUAUACCUUGUUUUUGGGAUUUCACAGGUUACAUGAUCAGAUGGUAAAAAUCAACCAAAAUCUGCAUCGGCUGCAGGUUGCCUGGCGGGAUGCUCAGCAGAGUUCUAGCCCUGCUGCUGACAACCUUCGUGAGCAGUUUGAACGCCUGAUGACCAUCUAUCUUUCAACCAAGACUGCAAUGACUGAACCCCAGAUGCUGCAAAACUGCCUCAAUUUGCAGGUGUCCAUGGCUGUUCUGCUGGUUCAGCUGGCCAUAGGCAAUGAGGGCUCACAGCCAAUAGAGCUAAGUUUCCCUUUGCCAGAUGGCUACAGCUCUUUGGCUUAUGUGCCAGAAUUUUUUGCAGAUAACCUGGGUGAUUUUCUCAUUUUUCUGCGGCGCUUUGCUGAAGACAUCUUGGAGACAUCAGCAGAUUCCCUAGAGCAUGUCCUUCACUUUAUCACCAUUUUCACUGGAAGCAUAGAAAGAAUGAAGAAUCCCCACCUGAGGGCCAAACUAGCAGAGGUGUUGGAAGCAGUGAUGCCUCACCUGGACCCAACCCCAAGCCCCUUGGUGUCCAGUGUGUUCCACCGAAAACGCGUGUUCUGCAGCUUUCCAUAUGCUCCCCAACUCUCAGAAGCCCUAAUCAAGGUUUUUGUGGACAUUGAAUUUACAGGGGACCCUCAUCAAUUUGAACAGAAGUUUAAUUACCGCCGUCCUAUGUAUCCCAUCCUAAGAUACAUGUGGGGGACAGAUAGCUAUCGGGAGAGCAUUAAGGGUUUGGCUGACUACGCCUCUAAGAAUUUAGAAGCUAUGAAUCCCCCACUGUUCCUCCGAUUUCUUAACCUAUUAAUGAAUGAUGCUAUCUUCCUUUUGGAUGAAGCCAUACAGUAUUUAAGCAAGAUAAAGAUUCAGCAGAUUGAGAAAGACCGAGGAGAGUGGGAGAGUCUGACACCAGAAGCCCGCCGAGAGAAAGAGGCAGGUCUGCAGAUGUUUGGGCAGCUGGCACGUUUCCAUAACAUCAUGUCCAAUGAAACAAUUGGUACUCUUUCCUUCCUGACAUCAGAGAUCAAGUCACUGUUUGUGCAUCCCUUUCUGGCUGAGCGCAUCAUCUCCAUGCUGAACUACUUCCUGCAGCACCUGGUUGGCCCCAAAAUGGGCGCUCUGAAAGUCAAGGACUUCAGCGAAUUUGACUUCAAACCUCAGCAGCUUGUAUCAGACAUCUGCACCAUCUACUUAAAUCUUGGGGAUGAGGAGAAUUUCUGUGCCACUGUGCCCAAGGAUGGACGUUCCUAUUCCCCUACUCUCUUUGCACAGACAGUCCGAGUCCUGAAGAAAAUCAAUAAGCCCGGGAAUAUGAUUGUGGCUUUCAGUAACUUGGCAGAGAGAAUCAAGUCUCUUGCAGACCUCCAGCAACAGGAGGAGGAGACAUAUGCAGAUGCCUGUGAUGAGUUCCUGGACCCCAUCAUGAGCACGCUGAUGUCUGACCCUGUGGUGCUCCCGUCUUCCAGAGUCACUGUGGACAGAUCCACCAUUGCCAGGCACUUACUCAGUGACCAAACAGAUCCUUUUAACCGUAGUCCCCUUACCAUGGACCAGAUCCGGCCAAACACAGAACUGAAGGAAAAAAUCCAACGGUGGCUGGCAGAGAGGAAGCAACAAAAGGAGCAACUUGAAUAAAUACUCUGAACUAAACAACCUAAACCAGCUUGGGGUGUAAACAGUUGUUUGUGGCUUCUCUUUCUGGCACUCAUCCUUUUCUGUGUCUUUAAUUUUCUUUCUUUCUUUCUUUUUUCUUUCUUUCUGUGUUGUGUGUGUUUUGUUUUGUUUGUUUGGUUUGGUUUGGUUUCAGUUUAUUUCAUGUGUUGUUUUUCCUUUACUAAAUUAGAAAAUUGUUCUUGUGCAAAUUAUGAUAAUUAAGAUUCUUAAGACCUUGUUUCCCUGGCUUGCAGGAAUUUCUCUUUCUUACAGCCUCUUUAUAAAUCACUAAUUUUCAGCCUUGGUUUUCCUAUUCCUCUUGUUUCCUUUUCUGUCCUAAAUUAUAUUAAGUCCAACAACAAAAAUGUCCUGUCACUUUAUUCCUUCCCUUCCCAAGUACUGUUGAGACAUUUUUUAGUGAACACUGCUUUUAAGUCUAUGAUGUCAGCUACUUUAGUGACAGCUGAUAGCAUCCAAAAGCCCUGAUGUACUGUUUAUUUAUUACCCCAGAAGGUCUGGGCUUAAGACCCUGUUCUUACUACAGCUCUGUAAUAUUACAGAGUAAUUUUCCAGAUAAAUACAAAUACCUUAGUGUGUGUACACAUUUUUGGCUAAUGGGCAAAAUGGGAGAGGCUUAUACAGCUUGUGUUGGUAUCUCUUAGCUUUGUGUUUUCUUGUAACUUAAAGAUACCAUCACAAACACUCCUAUGAGGCUGUCACCACCAAAAACUUAACUGCAUGAUCUUUUAAUGAGUGAUACUGAUGGGUGAAACCUCCAGUAAGAGAAUAAGAAACUGUUGGGCCCUUUUCUCUUUUUGUGCUCCAAGGACUAGGCCUGAGAAAAAUAUUCUAUCUAUGAAAAUGCCAUUUUAGGACACUUAAUGUAGUGUGUGUUUAUUAUACACAGAUACUGUGUCCUUUUUGUAUACCACAUUAUAUUGUGUCCUCCUGCUAAGAUUUAUGUAGUAUAUGGCAAUGUUUUCUCACAUACUCAGUCUAGUCAGGUAAAAUUCUAAGACUCUAACAUGUAUAUAGCAAAUGUUUGGGCUGUGACCUGGCUUCUAAGAGCUGCUUCUCAUCUAGCCUUAGUUUAUCAAUUAACAAAGUAGAGAUUGGAGCAAAAUCCUAUCCAGGAACCAUUUUAAAUCCACUGAGCUCUGGAUCAUUAGUAAGUGGAUCAGCCCCACUUCUCCAACUGUUUUGCUAUGAGAGGCUCAGUCCUCUAUGGGAUGUUUUUAUAUCAGUACUAGUCUCAGACCAGAGGUGUAAAGGAUGAGAAAAAUGGGAUUGUGGCUUCCUUUACAGAACAUUACUGUUACAAAAGCAUAUACAUCUACAGAAGCAGUGUUUUGGUAUUCCAAUACAAGUUGCCAAAAGCAGUCAUUUGUGUGUUUUUUUGAUAGUAUCAACUGGAAAACCUAUGAUCAGAGAGAGCACCUCACUCUGGCUAGUAAAUCAGUGUUUCCUGUGGCUGUGCUUCUCUGUGAACAGGGAAUCCUAGGGAACAUUUGUGAAUGCCAGAAUAUUAACCCUGGGCCUUUAGGUACAGGUUGACAGGAUUUCUUUUCUUCAAAUGAACUUCAUUUGCUGUGUAUUAUUCUGCUUUCCCUCACUGGGAAUGAACUGCAUAUGAAAUAAGCUUCUGUCUGCUGCACUUAAUUUUCCAAAGCUAAUGUGGUGGGAUGCUUUUAUUUGAAAAAAGGGGAAGGCCAGAGUUUUGCAAGUGAAAACUGGAGGAAAAUGGGUACAAAACCUCAAGAAGACAGCUGCUUCCAAUGACCUCUAUGCUGCCUCUAGUGUCUGUCUGUAUUCUACUUCCAAACUGACCCUUCAGAUUGUAAGCCUUUUUUUGGCGAGUUUGUGUUUUGUCUUCUUUUUAAGCUCUUCUGAUACUUUUCUAUGAAUGGCUGUGACACCACUGAUGCUGCUGAAUACCUUGUAUCACAAAAGCAAGUGUGUAGCUUCAGGCCACUAUUGGUGAGGAAACCAAGUGUCCUCUGUGCCUUCUUUCUUUCUGUGGACUAAUUUAAAGACAUCUAGAAAAAGGAACUCUAAAGACUACCACCCUGGUCCAAUAAAAUACACAUGUGCAUUUGCAAAGGUAAAGGGGUGUCUCAUCUGGAACUCGGCAACAGCUGUGAAUCUGUUGCGACUUCCUGACAUACCUAGUUUUACUUGCUGGAGUAGGAAAGGAAAGUGAAGACUUUGGUCAGCUCUGGUAUUGCUCAUAACUCAACAAGAGGCUAAUACUAAACUUGGAAAAUUACUUAGGGUUCAAGCAGUUGUUUGUUUAAUAUAGCUUUUCCUGGCGUGUGAAAGUUGAGGGACACUUGAGAAGUAGUCUAACAGUGCAGGUGAAGGGGCCAGUUGCUGCUUGGUACCACAUUCUACAAAAGCUUCAUUACUUUAUUUGGUUCUGGUUGCCAAGCAGCCAGUGGGCAAAGCCUACGACUAUUGGGUACCUUUACAAGCCAUGCUGGUGCUGCACUGUUGUCAUGUGAGGAAAUAGUGAACAUAUUAUAACUGCUAAAUGGGAAAAGAACCUAGAGACAGAAACUGAAGAACAAAAAACAACAAAGAGGUUGACUGAAAUAAAACUCGAUCAACAUAACUGUAUUUGAAACAUUCCAGGAAGGGUACUUCUUGUCAAACCUGCCUGGGGGUGUUUGUUCAAAACUUGUAUUUAAUAAAUGAGCACCUGACUGAC